Molecule: messenger RNA, 908 nt
Organism: Macadamia integrifolia
Lineage: Eukaryota; Viridiplantae; Streptophyta; Magnoliopsida; Proteales; Proteaceae
Product: probable calcium-binding protein CML13
Exons: 1
Coding region: 156-599 (147 amino acids)
Cellular component (GO): myosin II complex
Molecular function (GO): calcium ion binding
Source: RefSeq, a predicted model, not a curated record
CACUUCUCGAGGGCAACUGUCCUUAGACCCUAAACAAACGCUAACCAACCAACAAGAAAACACAAACGUCUUUUCCCAUUCUCAAGGACAGAGUCACUCACAGAGCCUUCGCAAGGCGAGAGAGAUCGAGCAGGAGAGCGUAAGCAGAAGCAGCCAUGGGGAAAGAUCUGAGCCAAGAUCAAGAAGCAUCGAUGAAGGAGGCCUUCACACUCUUCGACACAGACAAUGAUGGUCGUAUCGCUGCAUCGGAGUUAGGGAUCUUGAUGCGAUCUCUUGGUGGAAACCCUACGCAAGCUCAGCUCAAAGAGAUAGUUACCCAGGAGAAACUCACCUCACCUUUCGAUUUCCCUCGCUUCCUCGAUCUCAUGAAGAAACACAUGAAGCCUGAGCCCUUCGAUCGUCAGCUCCGCGAUGCUUUCAAGGUCAUCGACAAGGAAUCCACCGGUUAUGUCUCUGUCUCUGAACUUCGUCACAUACUUACCAACAUUGGAGAGAAGCUUGAACCCGCUGAAUUCGAUGAGUGGAUCCGUGAGGUUGAUGUUGGAUCUGAUGGUAGGAUCAAAUACGAGGACUUCAUCGUUCGCAUGGUCGCCAAGUGAUGUAAUCUUUACUGUUUCUGUUGAUAUAUAGCAAUCUUCUCCCUAAUCGAUUAAUUUCUGCGAGUAGUCUGUCUGUGCUGCUUUCUUUUUCGAUGAUUGGGUUUUAGGGUUUUUUUUUUUUUUGUGAUUUUUCCUAUUAGUUGUGGCGAUAUAUCCUUGGCAAUGGAACUAUUGGCAAUUAACUGAAAAAUUUGAACAAUUUUACUUUCUCCCUUUCAUUCUAUUAGGAUUUGCCUUGUGUGCAUAAUUUGUAGACACUGGAUUGUUGUUUUCAUGGAAUUAGUGGUGCUUAUCAGUUGCUCUGAACAA